CUCCGCCGCCGCAGUAAUUUAAUCCACCAAUGACAAUGAUGACCGCCGCCUCUCCUAACUCCUCCGCCGACACCUCCCUCACCAAAGUCUUCGUCGGCGGCCUGGCCUGGGAAACCCCCAAGGAAGCCAUGAAAGACCACUUCGAGAAAUACGGAGACAUUCUCGAAGCCGUCAUCAUCUCCGACAAGCUCACCGGCCGAUCCAAGGGCUACGGCUUCGUCACGUUCAAGGACGCCAAUGCGGCGAAGAAAGCGUGCGAGGACGCCACUCCGAUCAUCAACGGCCGCCGCGCCAACUGCAACCUCGCCGUCCUCGGCGCGCGCCGCCCUAGGUCCUCCUCCACCGCCGCCGCCAAUCCGCCUCCUCAGCAAGGUGUGAAUGUUGGACCGAGAGCCGCAGCAUCAACUCCGCCUCCGCCGCCGCAGCCGCAGAAUCAUGUGCAGUGGUAUUAUCCGACGGCGACGCCGGCUGCGGCGGCGCCUUUCCACCACCACCACCAAGCUGUUCCUAUCUAUGGAUACUCACCAACCUACAUUACACCAGCUGACAUGAACUAUAAUCAUAAGGUGGGAUUUACUGGUGGGUCCUACAUGAAUGGGCAUUUCGGUCAAGUAUACCCAGGGCAGGCUAUGGUGGGUGCGGGUGCACUGAUGCCGAUGUACCCUUACUACCAUUUCCACCAAUCACAGACAAUGGGCCUCCCUACCCAUUUAUACUGUCCAACUGCCGCAGGCCCAAUUCCAACUGUCCCAGCUCUCAUUUCUAAGCCCACAUCUAUUGCUCCUCCUAAUGCAGUUUGCCUGGCUGUGGAAUAAAUAGGUGCAACAAUUGGCCAAAAAAUCUGAAGAAAUGGC
Molecule: messenger RNA, 854 nt
Organism: Salvia splendens (bonfire salvia)
Lineage: Eukaryota; Viridiplantae; Streptophyta; Magnoliopsida; Lamiales; Lamiaceae
Product: probable RNA-binding protein ARP1
Exons: 5
Coding region: 30-815 (261 amino acids)
Molecular function (GO): RNA binding
Source: RefSeq, a predicted model, not a curated record